This is a messenger RNA of Pistacia vera, 1929 nucleotides long. RefSeq names its product tetracycline resistance protein, class H. The coding region runs from base 257 to 1591 and encodes 444 amino acids. The transcript is spliced from 14 exons. NCBI's taxonomy places the organism in Eukaryota, Viridiplantae, Streptophyta, Magnoliopsida, Sapindales, Anacardiaceae. Gene Ontology annotation, biological process: transmembrane transport. The record is from RefSeq and is a predicted model, not a curated record. Gene Ontology annotation, molecular function: transmembrane transporter activity.
CGCUGAAGAUGGUUGGGCAGUCACUAUCUAAGUUGAAAGCAUACCGUCACUGUAUCUUUUGCUUUUAAAAAAUUUAAAAAUUGAUACUUGAACAAUAAGAGCGAUGUCAAAUAGCAAAGCAUACAUUUCACUUGUUCUUUAAAUAACCGUUCUUUGUUGCUUUAAGUGAUAUCAGGCAGUGACUGAGUUCCAGUCGGUGAGAGAGGGUUGGCUUUUUUUCUUUUGCUAUCUUUCGUUUAAUUCUUGUCGGAGAAACAUGGCUAAGACAUUCGGGUUGAGCCAUCUUUUCAUGACCAUUUUUCUCCAUCACUUCUCCACAUUCAUGGUGAUCCCCGCCAUUACCGAUGUUACAAUGUCUGCGCUUUGUCCCGGAAGAGAUGAAUGUUCAUUGGCCAUUUACCUGACGGGAUUUCAACAAGCGAUUAUAGGGCUGGGAACUCUUGUGAUGAUGCCUUUGGUGGGGAAUCUCUCCGACAAAUAUGGAAGGAAAGCUUUGCUCACGGUUCCAAUGUGUCUCACCAUAAUUCCAUUAGCCAUAUUGGCUUACAGCAGGACGAGGGGUUUCUUCUACGCCUACUACAUUCUCAGGACUCUCACUGCCAUGGUUUGUGAAGGAAGUGUCCAUUGCCUUUCUCUUGCUUAUGUGGCAGACAAUGUUCCAGAAGGGCGACGAGCUUCUGUGUUUGGAAUAUUAUCUGGGAUGGGAUCGUGUGCUUUCGUCUGUGGAAACGUAUCCACUCGUUUCCUUUCCACUUCCUCCACUUUCCAGGUUGCUACAUCAGUGGCUAUUGUAGCUGCAUUGUAUAUGAGGAUUUUCCUCCCGGAUUCAAUCAGGGAUGGAAGUUUGUAUACUCCAAUACUCUCAAAGGGGAAAGCAGACAUUAAUUGUCCAGUGGAAGAGAAAGAUUCAACUGACAAAGUUCAACUAUUCGAAGGACUUCCUUCUAUUGAGGAUAUGGUCUUCUUGUUGAAGAGCAGCACAACAUUUUCACAGGCUGCAGUAGUUGCAUUUUUCAGUAAUCUUGCUGAUCUUGGUCUCCAUGCUUCAAUGAUGUACUACUUAAAGGCCAAGUUUCACUUCAACAAGAAUCAGUUUGCUGACUUAAUGGUGAUUUCAGGGAUUGCAGGGACUAUAUCUCAGCUACUUCUGAUGCCCAUAUUGGCUCCUGUUCUAGGAGAGGAGAGACUGCUUUCAAUUGGACUCCUAUUUAACUGUGCUCAUAUGUUUCUGUACAGCGUUGCGUGGUCCGUCUGGGUUCCUUAUGCAGCUGCUGUAUUCUCCAUUUUUUUCGUUUUUGCACAUCCUUGUAUGCGGACCAUUGUAUCUAAACAAGUUGGGUCCUGUGAGCAGGGGAAGGCUCAAGGUUGCAUUUCGGGCAUUUGUUCCUUGGCUAGUGUUGUUUCUCCCUUAGCUUUUUCCCCUCUAACAGCUCUGUUCCUGUCUGAAAGAGCACCCUUCAAUUUCCCUGGUUUCAGUAUUAUGUGCAUCGGAUUUGCUUCGAUGAUAGCCUUCAUUCAGAGUAUCAUGAUAAGGGCAGCUCCUCGAAUCCCAUUUCAGAGAGUCAGCUGUUGCAACCCUGCUCUGGCCUAGUCUUGGGGAUGUGAUUUUUAGAGCUUAAAUCAUUCCUAGCAGUCUAAAAUCUUCCUGUUGGGCCUCACUAUACUCCAAAUCUUUCAAUGAGGCCAACAUAUUUAAGAGAAGUAUGAGAUUUUUAAGUUAUCAAACAUCAGAAUUUUCCACAAUGCUGGAGUCUAAUUGUAGAAGCACUCCAUUUUGACAAUUCCUGUGUUAUAUCACAGAUUGCAUAUUUAUAUAGGCUAAAACGAUGCUGGUUAUGGACCAUUGUAUAAGGAAUCAGUUGAAUUUCCUUCCCUGUAAAAUGCGUUUGAUCACACCUGUAUCUCAGUCGUUCACAUGCCUCUUUCAUA